UGACGGGCCUUGUCUCGCCCUAUGCUCUAAUCUUCUAGCCGAUGACAAAUCUUUCUCGAGUUUGCGGUAAGAUGACGACUAUUGGGAGGAUGAUCUCCUGAAAAGCACUGGAAUCUGGUCUAUCUGCUUUAAUUUCCGUAUUACCACAUCAUUGAUAAUUGUUGGAGGUAAAUAUGGCCCCGUCCCACGACGGCAGCACUCCGCUUCCCUGGAGGUUUGUUAGACGCGAUUUCGCGAUCCUCACCUACCUACACCGUCAUCUGGAAAGCAACACAGUAAACGCGUAAAUCGGUCAUUUUGCCGCCAUGAAUUCAAUGGCCUCUAUGGCUGACCGAAAGGCUGCAGCAUCUGAUUAUAUACCACCUCCUACGUUCAACAUGCCGGCUCGUCACGAAGUGCAUGUGCCAUCAGAUUCGGUAGCGGAGCGAAAAGUGCGACGAGCCAUUGAAGACUCGGCAUCGAGAAACGCGGAGCUCCUCGGCGAGCUUGAAGCUACGGCACAUGCACCCGGCCUAUUUAACAACAACCAGGUGAAGAUUGAACAUGUUGACAAACGACUGGCUGAUCUCGAGCCCGAGGUCGAGAAGGCCAUUGCCGCCGCCAACCUGCAGCUCAAGCAACACAAGAGCUAUAGAGACUCGGUGGCCAAGAAAUUCGUUUACACCGUGCUGAAGAAGAAGAGUGCCUUUGAGGACAAGGCCAUGCGAGAGGAGAAGGCCUACCAUGAAGUGCUUGAGAAGCGUCACAAAGCUGAAGCAAAGUUGAAGGAUCUCCAGGCAGAUAAAGAGGCACUGACUGUUGAGAUGAAGGAUUUGCAAGAACUGGUGGGACGACACGGCACUGCACACAAAGAAAUCGACGCCCUGUACUCGCGCAUUUUCGAUGGCCCUACGGCGGGAUUCGCAGACGAGGAUGAACAGGAAGAGACACAUAAACUUGCAAAGUUGGCGCUACAGGAGAGGACAGAAGCACUCAAGGCGGCUGUUCGAGGCAUUAAAGCCGCCCAAGCAGUCAAAGUAGCCAUCGAACGCGCAUCAUUUGAGAAGCAACGCGCAGCCUUCGAGAACCACUCCGAUAUCUUUUCUCAGCGUGGCGUUCAUACAGUUCUGAAACGUUGCGUCGCUUAUAUCAAUCGCGGACUUGAACUCAGCGACGAGGCCGUCGAAGCUAUAAAAGCGACACCUGGGCCGGACUUGGUACAAGCCAAAGACAAUCUUGAUCGGCUUUUCCACACUGCCAGAGCGACAGCGCAAGAGCGCUACACGAACAAGUCGCAAAACGCCGAUCUUAUAGAAAGACUGGGAGCUACGCUGUCACAAGCGUUGUUUGCCCAAAAACAGUACGUUGAAGCCAUGAAGAAAGUCACAGAGUCACGAAGAGAAUCGAUCCGGAGGACAGCAAGAGCUCUGGAAGAUGAGCGACGUGCCUUGCAGCAGCUCCGGCAGAGCGCAUUCGAGACUACCGUUGGCUUCGGUGCCGCGGCUCCUGCGUAUCACGAAUGCUGUGAUCGAGCUCCUGGGUUUGAGCAGGAUUCCCACCAGCAAACCGCAUCUAUCACUGAGCCGGUUGUUGUGGAGCUUCCUGAAGAAACAGAGGCUCCUCCUGACUAUGUGUACGACCAAGAUGGACAAGCGCCUCCGGCAGCAGGGGGAGAACCUGGAUUAAGCUCUCAGAACCACGGCACUCCUCUUCGUGGAGAAGCUACCCUUUUCAACCCACGAGGUCUGCAGGAGGUUACCUAAUUGGAUACGGAACGUCGAGGUGUUGACUACGGCAUGAGCCUUGCCUACAUUGUCUGUCAUUUACUAUACUCAUGAGCCUUUUGAUUUAUUUUACCGCCCGGAUUGCCUGUUAGCGUUUGGAAUGUGCAAUCGGUUGCUGCUAUGUUUGUAAUGGCGAGGAUGACUACUUUGAAUACCACGGUGCUAUAUGGAGUUACUUUUCUUGUUUGACUGUAUUAGGGUAGCAGCGUCUUCAUUGGGCAAUACAUAUUGAGUUUAACACACGCCCCUAGCUAAGCAUUCUUUAGCUCUCGAGACUAGCAAUGGGAUGGCUGUG
This is a messenger RNA of Trichoderma harzianum CBS 226.95, 2058 nucleotides long. RefSeq lists its product as hypothetical. The transcript has a single exon. The record is from RefSeq and is a predicted model, not a curated record. The coding region runs from base 306 to 1742 and encodes 478 amino acids. NCBI's taxonomy places the organism in Eukaryota, Fungi, Ascomycota, Sordariomycetes, Hypocreales, Hypocreaceae.